AUGGCUCGAUCUAAAAAGAAACCAUCUACACCUCAACUGCCAAAAGAUUCAACACCAGUAGUUUAUUCACUGAAAAAACAGCUCGGACAACAACAACAACAUUUACGUUCAACUUCAAUUUUCAAGAAAUCACCAGUGUAUGAUUUACUUCAUUAUUUUGAAAAAGCACCUGAUCAAUGGACAGCAAGAUACAUUUUAAUUCUUACUGCCAUAAUACUUAGAGCUGCAGUAGGAUUAGGAAGUCAUCUGGGAUAUCAUACCCCACCAAUGUUUGGUGAUUUUGAAGCUCAACGACAUUGGAUGGAACUCACGAUUAAUUUACCAAUUUCUCAAUGGUAUUUUUUCGAUUUACAAUAUUGGGGGUUAGAUUAUCCGGUAUUAACUGCUUAUCAUUCAUUUAUAUGUGGGAAAUUGGGCAAUUUUAUUAAUCUGUCAUGGUUUGCCUUGAAUACAUCACGUGGAUUAGAAACAGAUGAUAUUAAAACAUUUAUGAGAAUUACAGCAAUCAUUAGUGAAUUAAUCAUAUAUAUACCUUCAAUUUUAAAAAUUGCUAAUAUUUUAGGGAAAAAAUCAAAUAUUAAUCGAAUGGAUCAAAUUAUAAUUGCUCUUAUAAUUAUUAAUCAACCUCAUUUAAUCUUAAUAGAUCAUGGUCAUUUCCAAUAUAAUUCUAUUAUGCUUGGAUUUUUCAUUUAUUCAAUAAUUGAUUUAAUUAAAGGAAAUUUAAUUAUGGCUAGUGUUUGGUUCAUUAGUUGUAUAAAUUUUAAACAAAUGGGAUUAUAUUAUUCAUUAUUCAUUUUCUUUUAUAUUUUAAGUCAAUUGAAUUCCUUGAGUAAAUUUUUUUUAGUUGGAGUAACGGUGUUACUUACUCAAUUCAUUUAUUUAUUACCAUUUAUAUGGUUUCAUCCUGAUUCAAUUUUACAAAUUGUUUAUAGAGUAUUCCCAUUUAAUCGUGGAUUAUUUGAAGAUAAAGUGGCAAAUUUUUGGUGUACAACCAAUAUUUUGAUUAAAUAUCGUGAAAUCCUUACUGAUGCUUCACAAUUAUCAAAAUUAGCAUUGAUAGCUACAUUAUUAACAACAAUUCCAAUUAAUUUAUUGAUUUUCUAUAAAAUAAAGACUGCCACCAACAACACCAAGAAAGCAAAUACAGAAGUAACCCCCCUGUCAUCAUCAUCAUCAUCAUUACCAUUGAAUAUUGUUGCUAUGAUUUAUGGAUUUGCUUUAAAUGCAUUAUCAUUCUAUUUAUUUUCUUAUCAGGUUCAUGAAAAAUCAAUAUUAAUUGCUUUGAUCCCUAUUUCAUUAUUAUUAUUGAUAAAUCCUCAACAAGAUAUAACUAUGAUUCAAUUUAUCAAUACGGUGGGGACAUUUAGUUUAUAUCCACUAUUGAAAAAAGAUGGUUUAAUUAUGCAAUAUUUCGUCCUCAAUUUCUUAAUUAAUUGGUUAAUUGGAUUUGAUUUAAUAAUUGUCAAUCCAAACCCACAAAAGAACUCAAAAUCGAGUAGUAAACUUCUAAAUAUUAAUAAUUUAAUCAUUUGGAUAAUUUAUUUCAUGAUGAUUAUUUAUCAUAUUAUUGAUUUUACUAUUGAUCCACCAUUGAAAUAUCCUGAUUUAUGGGUGAUUUUAAACACAACUAUAUCAUUUGUUGCCUUUAGUUAUUUCUGGUUAUGGUUGGUGUAUAGAAUCAUUAAAUUGUAA
Molecule: messenger RNA, 1692 nt
Organism: Candida albicans SC5314
Lineage: Eukaryota; Fungi; Ascomycota; Pichiomycetes; Serinales; Debaryomycetaceae
Gene: ALG6
Product: dolichyl-P-Glc:Man(9)GlcNAc(2)-PP-dolichol alpha-1,3-glucosyltransferase
Exons: 1
Coding region: 1-1692 (563 amino acids)
Biological process (GO): protein N-linked glycosylation
Cellular component (GO): endoplasmic reticulum membrane
Molecular function (GO): dolichyl pyrophosphate Man9GlcNAc2 alpha-1,3-glucosyltransferase activity
Source: RefSeq, a predicted model, not a curated record